Sinocyclocheilus grahami is the source of this 2051-nucleotide messenger RNA. RefSeq names its product cysteine protease ATG4D-like. The record is from RefSeq and is a predicted model, not a curated record. Lineage: Eukaryota; Metazoa; Chordata; Actinopteri; Cypriniformes; Cyprinidae. The transcript is spliced from 11 exons. Gene Ontology annotation, molecular function: cysteine-type endopeptidase activity; protein-phosphatidylethanolamide deconjugating activity. The coding region runs from base 215 to 1591 and encodes 458 amino acids. Gene Ontology annotation, biological process: C-terminal protein lipidation; protein processing; aggrephagy. Gene Ontology annotation, cellular component: cytoplasm.
ACAGUCAUGCGGCGGCGUCGCGGUACGUUUGUACUGCGGAAAGUUUCCAGCUGAAAUCCUGCGAUAUUCACAACGACAUGACAGUUAAAACAGCUUUUAAGCAUCACCGGCACCUGUAGCGUUCAGAAGAGACAGAGCGACUCGCAUCCCUCCUCUGAUUGGACAGCAGGGAUUCAGAGUCUCUGGACGUCAUGGCAACAGUAUCCCGCCGGUCAUGGAUGUGAGUGAUGAGUUCGACAGCGGGAUGGAGCCCACAGAUGAGCUCGCGUCGUUUGAGAUGGUCAACCUGUCGAACCCGGGCCUGCUGGAAGUCGACGGACACAUCCAGGAGUCAAAAGACAAGGCCAAACUCAAAACCAAACUCAUUUCAGCGUGGAAUAACCUCAGAUAUGGAGGCUGGUCUCUGAAGGGCAAGCCGCGUCUCAGUAAGAGCAGUCCCGUGUGUCUGCUGGGACAGUCCUAUCAGCUGAGCUACAGCGGAGAGCGGGAGAGUUUUCGGUGGGCGUUCUCCUCUCUGCUGUGGAUGACCUACAGGAGAGGUUUCCCUCCGCUGGACGGCUCGGCGCUCACGUCUGACGCGGGAUGGGGCUGCAUGCUCCGCAGCGCACAGAUGCUGUUAGCUCACGGACUAAUGCUGCACACGAUGCCCGCGGGCUGGACGUGGCCUGCGACCCAUCAUCAGACCAAAGAUGACCUGGAGGUGCUGGACGAUUCCCUCAGAGAGAGCCGGCGUGACUCGGGAAAACCUCGCAGACGCAGUCUGGGAACCACGUUAGACUGCGAGGCUCAGGAGGAGCUGACUCACAGGAGGACCGUGUCCUGGUUCGGCGAUCUGUCCUCCGCCCCGUUCGGUCUGCACCGGCUGGUGGAGUUGGGCCGGGCCUCUGGGAAGAGGGCGGGCGACUGGUACGGAUCGGCCAUCGUGGCCCACAUACUGCAGAAGGCUGUGGCAGCGUCCGAGGUGUCCGAUCUGGCGGUGUACGUGGCACAGGAUUGCACAGUGUACGUUGGAGACGUGUUAAACCUUUGCGGGACGUCCCGUACGGAUCUCUCAGCGAGGUGUAGGUCUGGCUGGAAGUCGCUGGUUCUGCUGGUGCCUGUGCGUUUGGGGUCGGAAGUGUUGAAUCUGGCUUACACCCAAUGUGUCAAGAGGUUGCUGGAGCUGCAGUGCUGCAUGGGAAUCAUCGGAGGGAAACCCAAACACUCGCUGUUUUUCGUGGGAUUCCAGGAUGAUCAUCUGAUCUAUUUGGAUCCUCAUUACUGUCAAACUACGGUAGACGUCCAGCAAGACAACUUCCCUUUAGAGUCGUUUCACUGUAAAACUGUCAGGAAGAUGCCGUUUAACCGCAUGGACCCGAGCUGUACGGUGGGUUUCUACGCCGCCAGCAGGGGGGAUUUCCAGACUCUGUGCUCAGACGUCACUGAGGCUCUGACAUCAUCGGAGGAAAAGUACCCCAUCUUCACAUUUGUGGAGGGUCACAAUAACGCAGAGAGAAGCUGUACGUCAGACUCAGUCACUCAUAUAAAGACCAAAGACCGACUGGGCCGAAUCAAAAAGAAAAGCUGUUUGGAUGAAUUUGUGCUCCUGUGAUGCACACACUUUAUUUCCUGUUUGGAUUAUCCAGUACUUCCUCCAAUUUGAGUCAUGUGAUCAAGAUUGCCACACUCACUGGCAUGUCAAGGAGAGCUGGACUAUUUUGUGUGUCCAAAACGUGAAACGUGAGUUUUUACAGACUGCUGCUGUUAUUUUCUUGUUUUUCUGUAGUUGUCAUGUGUAAACGCACCAUACAGGAGGAUGUGAAGAGUUCGGGGAGCAGGUGGCUAAGCAGAUUAGCGUGGCUGUGUUUGGUGUGACGCUAAUGACAGCAGACGAGAGCUGCUGACGUUACUCUUUGACAGGCCAACAUGUGAUUUGGCUGCUGUAAACACUGUGAUUUAGUCUCUGUUUAUGUGUUUUGCUGUUUGACUAACUACUGUAUAAACAGAAAGCUUUUCCCUAAAAUGUGGAUGUUUCAGAGAUAAAGUAAAACCGGUCUGGGUCACAUUUAUUU